AUGAAGACUCAUCUUAUUCACCAGCUGGGCCUUGUUGGUCUGGCAUCUGCCUCGCUGACAUGUACCCCUGCUCACUUUCAGAAGAUCCUUUCCAAGAACAACCUAAAGGGCACUAUCAACUCCGCCUACCACAUCAAAGAGAAUGGAACCUUUGCUGUCACUGGCAAUCUGGCCUACCCAACCUCGCCAACCGGUCUGCCAGCGUUGUGUGCCGUGGAAGCCAAUAUGACUACGGAAGUUGGCACCUCGUACACUUUUGGUAUAUUCCUGCCAGAUGAUUGGAAUGAUCGGUUUCUUGCCGUUGGAAACGGAGGAUAUGCAGGCGGUAUCAACUACAUCGACAUGGGUGCCGGUGUCGGCUACGGCUUCGCUACAAUGUCCACGGAUACCGGCCACAACAGUUCAUACCAGGGAACUAGCUGGGCCUAUCAUAACGAAGAGUCCAUCGCCGACUGGGGUUGGCGUGCCAUGCACGAGUCCACGGUCACCUCGAAGGUUCUCGUUAAUGGAUUCUACGGCGAGGAUUCGAGAUACAACUACUUCAGCGGCUGCUCGGUAGGAGGAAGACAGGGUCUGCGUGCUCUCCAGCUCUUCCCGGAUGACUACGAUGGUGUCUCGGCAGGAGCACCAGCCUGGUGGACAACCCACAACCAGCUAUUCGCCCUAAAGGUCCUCCUCUGGAACUUCCCCGAAAAUUCAACACAAACCAUUCCCGAGUCCCUCUUCAGCGUGAUCGGCGAUGAGGUUCUGAAGCAGUGUGAUCCUCAAGAUGGCCUGACCGAUAACAUCAUCAGCGAUCCUUUUGGUUGUAACUUCGACCCGCUACCUCUGCUAUGCACAGCCAACAAGACUACCGAUUGUCUUACCAGUGAGCAGAUCGACACUACCUUCAAGGUCUACAAUGACUGGGUGGAUGUGAACCAGACCUUCGUGUUCCCGCAUUACCUUUUCGGUACCGAGUCAUCGUGGAGCAGCGCCAUCGGCACAGGUGCCAUGUCAUCGGUCGAGAACCAGGAAGGAUUCGCCCAGGAUCUUCUCCAGUUCGGACCGAACUGGUCUUACAAAGAUCUCACAUACAAGACUGUCGAGUAUGCCGAUCGUCUGAAUCCCGGUAACGCCACAGCCAGCGAAUUUGAUAUCCGUCCUUUCAAGGCGCGUGGUGGAAAGCUCAUUCAUUACCAAGGCUAUGCCGACCCGACACUCCCCACUGGAAGUAGUAUCUACUUCUACGAGCAUGUUUCUCGAGCCUUGACCGAGAAAUCAGCUACAUUGGAUGACUUUUACCGCAUGUUUUUGAUCCCCGGCAUGGAGCACUGCAUGUCUACACCCAGCACAAUGAAUGCCCCUUGGUAUAUCGCCGGUGCAAACCAAGCUGCCGAGCUUGGUGACAAUGUUAGCGGCGUACCGGGCUACCGUGAUUCUAAGCACGACGUGAUCUUGGCUUUGAUGAAUUGGGUUGAGAACGGGACUGCGCCUGACUCUAUCAUCGCAACUAAGUAUACUGAUGAUACUACGCAUGAAAAGGUAGAGCGUCAACGUCCUAUUUGUCCGUACCCGCAGCAGGCUAAGUAUCAGAGUGGAAACCCGGAUAUGCCUCGAAGUUGGAAGUGUGAGAGCCUUUAUUAG
Molecule: messenger RNA, 1626 nt
Organism: Penicillium manginii
Lineage: Eukaryota; Fungi; Ascomycota; Eurotiomycetes; Eurotiales; Aspergillaceae
Product: ferulic acid Esterase/Feruloyl esterase
Exons: 4
Coding region: 1-1626 (541 amino acids)
Source: RefSeq, a predicted model, not a curated record